CCUGAAUGUCCCGGGGCUGUGACUCUGACUCUGAGCUCGCCGUGUCUCCACUGCCCCCCGCUGCGCUGCUUUCCAUACAGGGCGGGGUGGCGCUCAGUGCGGCGCACAGCGCACCGUCACCAGCUGCUCUGCCUGCACUGUCAGCCCGGCAACAUGGGUCUGGAGAAGGAAAACAUGGAUACCAGUGUGUUUAUGGACGACGACGAGUUUAACAGAUCCAUAGAACCCAUUCUGAAGAAGGGGAAGAUGUACGAAGCGGAACCGGACCGAGAUCCGAAUGAUAUUAACGCUCAGCUGAAGGUUGGAUUUGAAGAUGUCAUCGCGGAGCCCAUCUCCACACACAGCUUCGACAAAGUGUGGAUAGGAAGCCACGCCGUGUUCGAGCUGGUCAAAUUCAUCUUCUACCGGCUGCUGAGCACUCUGCUGGCCGUGCCCAUGGCGUUCAUCCUCGGGCUGGUGUUCGCGGUGCUCAGCUGCAUCCACAUCUGGUUGGUGAUGCCGGCGAUCCAGAGCUUCAUGAUGCUGCUGCCCUCGGUGCACGUGGUGUGGAGGAGUCUGACGGACAUGUUCGUCACCCCGCUCGUCCACAGCAUGGGGAAGUGUCUUUCCUCCGUCAACGUGAAAACAGCCGAGUACUGAUGCCCCCCGGAGAGGAAAUAUAGGACAGGCUGCAGUCAAAGGAAGAGUGAACAAUGCUUCGAGUGGAAGACAAGAGCUCUUUAUAAAAGUCCAAUAACAGAUCCUUUAGAUGCUGCACAAAUAAAGUUACAUUUAUAAGGGAAUAUAAGCAAGAAUUUGAUCGUUUUCAGGUGAAAUAUUUCUAGAAAACUGGGCUGGAAUUGGUUAAAAAAUACAUAAUAUCUAUGUCAAAUUGAAUAUUCCCUAAUAUAUAUUAGUCAGGACUUGAUACAUGUUCAAACACAGUCAUUAAAGGCUCUUAGAGCAAGAGUUAUACCUCAAUUAAAGUAUUUGUUUUAUAUAUUUCGUAACAUUUCUCCCUAUUUAAGUCAAUAUUUCUUCACUUUAUUCAACCUGCAAAUCCAUAAAUCCAUGCAUGCUGCCCUAAAUUAUUUGCCGGUCACAAGGUAAAUGAUAAAGGCUAUUUAUGACUUUAUGAAAAGCUCAUGUGCACCACCCAAAAUGGACUUGUUUUGCUGAUUGUGACCAAGAAAAAAUUGUCAUUCCAAAUAUUUUGUGGCUGAGGGAGCCGAAGAAUUGGUAGAGUUGUUGUUAAGAAACGUACUGAUAGAUAUAUAUAUAUAUUUUGCCUUUCAUAUAUUGUAUAUAUUGCAUUAAUUCAGCUUGAAGUUGAAUGUAAUACGUCUGACAGCAGAUAUUAAAUGCUCAGAAGCAGCUUGUUGCACAUUUAAGGUUUAUUCUGCUGUGUGGAUGUCACAGUGCGUCGGCUAAUAUUGGGCAUUGUUUUCUUUAUAAUGGACUUCAUGAAAUAGAGUUGUUUCUAACACCUGAUUGAACAGAACCGGAUUGGAUAUCAUUAAAGAGACGGUUUUUCUAAUUUAUUGUUUUUGCAACAACCAGUUCUUGAUAUUUGUUUGUAUCUGAUAUGAGAAUUAGACUUGAUUUGAGUGGCGCGAUGAAGGCGCCUUUUGAGCUGAGACUCUGGUACAGGAAUAUUUCAUUUAGAGGCUGUUGUUGUCUGCAGCGCUGCUUGCAAGUAGGCAGAGUUUUAUAGCAUUUCUACAGCUAGAGAGGAUCCCACAGAGGGUUGUUUUUUACCUUGGUUACUGUAUAUUUAAUAUGUUUGAGUUCCCCCUUCCUGUUAGCUCUACAACAAGCUGAUAUAGAGAAAAUUAGAGCAAAGUGCACAGGUGCAAAGCAACCUCUGAUAAACAGACACAAACAACGUGUUGGAGAGUUCUGUCAUUCCUUGUACUCCUGAAAAACAUCUGUCUCUUAAUGUGAGCUGUGUUACUUUGUCUGCAGACUGAGAACAGCUCCCUGCGUAUUCUUGAAACAGUGUUAAUGUCAUAGGGAGCGACCAUAAAGUGCUAAAUCAAUGAACUCAAAGCGACUUCAAGGCCUGAUAAACAUCUGUUGGUUCAUCAAUGAUCUAUUAUUGAUAUAAAAAAGUACAUGUUCGCAUCGUCUGCAACUUUGUGCGUACGUGUCCAUGCAUCCAUGGAACCAUUGAACACACACACAUCCCAAAAACUUUAACUUAAUGCCAACCUUCAGCAUCAUAGGGCAGCAAACUGUGGACGCCCAAGAUAUUUAUGCGGACCCACCAAAGGGCUUACUGACGACUGAGGUAAAGAGCUGCUCGUCACAAACAGAUUUCUCAUCAGCUGCAACAACGUACAGCAGGUGCAUGCAUCCACGGGUUCAUGCAAUCACACACACAGCUUCUCAAACACUUUCCAUCCAUGUCAAAUUUCAGUAUCACUCUUUUGCAAACGUUUGCAUUUUGAAUGUUGACUAGUAAGGCUUUUAGUUUUAGUGCUUUUCAAAACACAAGAUUGCAGGAAAUACAGGAUCAUGUAUAACUGAUCCAACAUACAGGUGGUCACACAGUUAGCAUGUGAAACAGCAAGUUACUUUUAGCACAGGAAGUAGAAUUAUUGAUGCUCUCGACUUUGCACUGCGAGCUAACCUGCUGAACUUGUAGAAAAUCAGACCCAGCAGAAGUAAACACUGUUCUGUUUUGUCUCCAGCAGACAGCCGUUCUCUCAGAGCGUUUUAAUCCUCUCCUGGAUGUCAGACUGAUGACAGCCUCAGAGAACAUGCAUGUUCAGUUAAGAUGCAAUAAUGGAAAAAUGCAGGUGUGUGUUUGAUGCUUUUUUCUCCUCUAAGCAAUACCAUGUAGUACUAAAUAACCCCAGGUAAAUGAAUCAUGAAUCAUACUGUAACGUGCCUUUUAUGAUGUAUUGUGGAUGUACUCGUUUGGAGCAAUUUUUUCAUGUCCAAAAUAAAGACCUUUUUCUCCUCGAGGUUCA
Eleginops maclovinus (Patagonian blennie) is the source of this 2954-nucleotide messenger RNA. It is a transcript of the gene cav2, whose product is annotated as caveolin 2. Gene Ontology annotation, cellular component: perinuclear region of cytoplasm; focal adhesion; cytoplasmic vesicle. Lineage: Eukaryota; Metazoa; Chordata; Actinopteri; Perciformes; Eleginopidae. The transcript is spliced from 3 exons. Gene Ontology annotation, biological process: positive regulation of MAPK cascade; regulation of cytosolic calcium ion concentration; negative regulation of endothelial cell proliferation. Gene Ontology annotation, molecular function: protein kinase binding; molecular adaptor activity. The record is from RefSeq and is a predicted model, not a curated record. Bases 154 to 639 code for a protein of 161 amino acids.